UGUACUAUUCACAAUGUAGCAGCUACACAUAUAACACACUUUUAAAUUUAGUAUCUAUUAUUAACAUUUUUAAAAUCAUUUUCUUAAGACAGUCAACAGAUCAGUAAAGCUAUUGUGUAGUGGUUGCUAACUUCUGUGGUGUAAAUACUCCCACCAUAGCCACUUUCAUGCUAUCAUUCUGACUGAGCAUGGAGUUGGGAAGAGAUGGGACAGUAGCACACCACUAUAUAGUAUUUCCACCAUGCAGAUAAAAUGGGCAUAAAUAACGACAAAAAUAUAGAUAACAGUAAAAUAAUGAGUUUUGAGUAUUUAGUACCUUUAGUACAUUUUAUUUAAGCAAAACUUUACAUAAUGUAAUUCUUCAUACCGACCCUAUUUUAACAGGCUUACAAAAAUCCUAAAAAUGUAACUGGUUCUCAUGAGCUAACAGGAACUGGCUCCAGCACACCACUAGAUGUAGACCAUUGGUCCAGUGAUUCUCAACCUUGACUGCAUAUUGGAACACUCCAGGAAAAAUAUAACCAACCAUCUUAGUAGAUCUGUAUUGGGGCCCAGGAAUCUGAAUGUAAAACAUUUUGUUGAAGUGUAUCUCAUUUCAAGAAAAAUAUACAUAUCAUAAGUAUAUAACUUAAAGAAUUUUCACCAUCUGAGCACACCCACAUAACUGGCACCUACAUACAGAAAUAGAACAUCACCACCAACAAGGCUUUCUUAAACUCCUAUCCAGUCACAACCCAAUGGAGGGUUUUAUAAAUGGACACUGACAUGGACUACGAAAGGCCCAACGUUGAAACCAUCAAGUGUGUGGUCGUGGGAGACAACGCCGUGGGGAAGACACGCUUGAUCUGUGCCAGAGCAUGUAAUACGACGCUAACGCAGUAUCAGCUGCUGGCCACCCAUGUACCAACUGUGUGGGCAAUUGACCAGUACCGGGUCUGCCAGGAGGUUUUGGAACGUUCCCGGGAUGUUGUUGAUGAAGUGAGUGUUUCUCUCAGGCUUUGGGACACUUUUGGCGAUCAUCACAAAGACCGGCGCUUUGCAUAUGGCAGGUCUGAUGUUGUGGUCCUCUGCUUUUCUAUUGCUAAUCCCAACUCCCUAAAUCAUGUGAAAACCAUGUGGUAUCAAGAAAUCAAGCACUUUUGCCCCCGCACACCUGUUGUCCUAGUUGGCUGCCAGCUAGACCUCCGCUAUGCCGAUCUUGAAGCUGUUAAUCGAGCCCGACGCCCUUUAGCAAGGCCCAUAAAGAGAGGAGAUAUUCUGCCCCCUGAGAAAGGCCGAGAGGUUGCAAAGGAAUUGGGCAUCCCAUACUAUGAGACGAGCGUCUUUGAUCAGUUUGGAAUCAAGGAUGUGUUUGACAACGCAAUCCGGGCAGCGCUGAUUUCCCGCCGGCACCUGCAGUUCUGGAAAUCCCACCUGAAGAAAGUUCAGAAACCUUUACUUCAGGCACCAUUCCUACCUCCAAAAGCCCCUCCACCGGUCAUCAAAGUCCCAGAGUGUCCCUCUGCGGGGACGAGCGAAGCCGCCUGUUUACUGGACAAUCCUCUGUGUGCCGACGUCCUGUUCGUCCUCCAGGACCAGGAGCACAUCUUUGCACACCGAAUAUACCUCGCUACCUCCUCUUCCAAAUUUUAUGAUCUUUUUCUAAUGGAAUGUGAAGACACUCCAAAUUGGAGCGAAGUUACUUGUGAGAAGGAGAAGCAGAGCUGGGAUGUCCAGGAGCAGGCAUGGGGUGUCGUUGACCCAGAUGAGGAGCAGGAGGAGGGGACCGCAAGGACGCCUCAGGCUGACCAGAGGGAGUCCUCCAGCCAGAACCUGUCCCAGCAGGAGAUUCUAAAGCUGGAAGCCGAGGGCUCACUCCCAGAGGCACAGACACUGGCAGGCUGGAGUAAGGGGUUUCUUGGCAUGCACAAGGAAAUGCAAGUCAAUCCCAUUUCAAAGCGGGUGGGCCCCGUGACCGUGGUCAGGAUGGACUCGUCGGUCCAAUCGGGCCCUUUCCGGACCCUGCUCCAGUUUCUUUACACGGGGCAACUGGAUGAAAAGGAGAAGGACUUGGUGGGCCUGGCUCAGAUCGCAGAGAUCCUGGAGAUGUUUGACUUGAGAAUGAUGGUGGAAAACAUCAUGAACAAGGAAGCCUUCAUGAACCAGGAGAUUACGAAAGCGUUUCACGUCAGGAAGGCCAAUCGCAUAAAAGAGUGUCUUAGCAAGGGGACGUUCUCAGAUGUGACAUUUAAGUUGGACGAUGGAGCCAUCAGUGCCCACAAACCGCUGCUGAUCUGUAGCUGCCAGUGGAUGUCUGCCAUGUUCGGGGGGUCAUUUGUGGAAAGCGCCAACAGUGAGGUGUAUCUCCCGAACAUAAACAAGAUGUCAAUGCAGGCGGUACUGGAUUAUCUCUACACCAAGCAGUUGUCGCCUAACUUGGACCUGGACCCACUGGAAUUAAUUGCCUUGGCGAACAGAUUCUGCCUGCCACACUUGGUUGCACUUGCAGAGCAGCACGCAGUUCAGGAGCUGACCAAGGCUGCUGUGAGUGGCGUGGGCAUUGAUGGGGAAGUGCUCUCUUAUUUGGAGUUGGCCCAGUUCCACAAUGCCCACCAGCUGGCCGCCUGGUGCCUGCACCACAUCUGCACCAACUACAACAGUGUUUGUUCCAAGUUCCGCAAGGAGAUCAAAUCGAAAUCUGCAGACAACCAGGAAUACUUUGAGCGCCACCGGUGGCCCCCGGUGUGGUACCUGAAGGAAGAAGACCACUACCAGCGGGUGAAAAGGGAAAGAGAGAAGGAAGAUAUUGCACUAAAUAAACAUCACUCGAGACGAAAGUGGUGCUUCUGGAAUUCAUCUCCAGCAGUCGCCUGAGGAGGAAGAGGAGGAAAAGUCAGUAAUCCAUCACACCCUUUUGAAAGCACUACUGUACCAUUAGUCUUAUUAUUAGCGAUAAGCUGUAGGUCAGGUUUCAGGCACUGGUCUUCCUCCACUUUUGUGCAUUUAUCUGGCUGGGAUCAAAGCACAAGCUCACCAUCAAUGAGCCUGGACAAAAGGGAAGUUGACAAUGCUCACUGCAUUCCUUCAACUUACAUGUAUAUUUUUUGUUAGAAGGCUUAAUAAACCUUAGUCCGUUUUGGGUGGUUUUUUUUUUUUUUCUCGUUUCUUUUUAUACAAAGGGAAAAAAACAAUUCAGCUUUCAUGUUGCAAAUUCCAAUUUGGAAAAUAUUUUUAUAUGGUCUCUUGUAUUUUGUUGAAAUGAAAAUACUAUGUAUUACUUUAUUUUACAGGCCACAAAUUAACCAUGAAGUCGCCCUGUGAUUCUCUGUUCCCACACGAUCACGGAGCGUUAUUACAUAAUUAGAGGGUUAGCCUUUUGUUGUGAAGUAAAGGGUUGGAAUAAAACUCCCCAAAGUGCAAGUUAGAGAGUGUUUAAUCUUUGUUCUGCCAACUAACACUGGUAUAAUUACCAAGUCAACUCCAAGAACGUGUAUUUACAAUAUUUGCCGUGUAAGUGCUAGUAAUUAUAUGGUUAUGUGUGCCAUGUAAAAUAUAGUGAUAUCAAAUCUUCUGUUGUUUAAAAUGUCUAGUUUCAAGAGGAUAAUCUUUCUAAUCAUUAGAAGGGCUUAUUAAAUCCCAGCAUUAUCCAGGGCAAACUCACUGGUGGACCUGAAUACAAAAGAUACCAUAAGAGUGUUGGUGUUUGGAUUGCUGUAUUAGGGUCUAUGUCUCUCAGUAUUCAUUGAUCUCGCCAUGCUUCUGCAUGCCGAUUCUCUACUGACUUGAAUCUAGUUGGGUAAGGGCAAGGGUCCCUGAACUCUGUCCCACCAUCUGCAGGCUUGUCACAUCUCACCACCAGAAACAAGCUUCCUCAGGUCUCUCACCUGUGGCCAACUUCACUUGUAAGACACGUAUUUUUAAUUCUUCCCAGGGAAAAUCCAUGUUGCUGCAGAAAUAGGCUAAGGAAGGUGGACCACCCACCCCAGCUGAAAUUCAGCGGGGCCUAUGAAGGCACAAAGCUGGAGGCUGGGUCGUCUGGGGUCCCUGUGUUCUCCAAUGUAGACAGGAAUCUUAUUCCAAGAGUCUAGGAAAUGGUGCUAUUGUGAGUUUGUUCUGACCCCUUGUCAUUCUGAGUUUUCACUGUUAAAAUAGAAAGUACUGAGCCAGGGAGCUUUUGAAAGGCAGUCAAUCGUUGCUUCUCUGUGAAUUAAAGUGUUGCAGCAUUCAUACAAAGCAUUUUAAGGCCACAGCUUCAUAUCUGCCAUGGGAUGCUGUGUGGUGGAAGCUAGGGCUUAUUCUGUUGGGAGGUCAACUUACUGAUGCUAAAGGUUGUGGAUUUGUGUUUUCUUUGGUUUUGUUUUUUUCUAGCUUUCAGAACUUGGAAUAGAGACAGUAGAGUCCAGACCCCAAUGUUGACAGUCAUGCAUUUGAAAAUCUAUCCAGAUUAUAGAUAGGCAUUUAUUACUGACAGUGGAAACACACCAGAUACAAGAGUUUGGAGAAGCCCAGAAAUGCAUCACCCUGUCAUGACAAGGGCUGGGGAGGGGGAGGGGACAGUAGAGUACAGAGGGAUGGCUAUAAAUGCAUCUGCUUUAAUUUUUCGUCAAUAGAGUUGCGCAUCAUUAAUGGAAGGAGAAGGGACACAGAAUGAGAGGAUAAAUGCCAAGCCUCAGGAAGAAUCGGCAUAUAUCCUGUCACUAAACGGUAGAGGCUGAGUUUUCAGUGUGCAGUCAGAGUUGAAUUUACACAACCAAAGCUCCCGUUUGAUUGUAAUCUUGCCAAAAACAUAAUGGACGUAUAAAUGAACCUGGGGUAUAAGCAAUAAUAUACACUAGUGUCAUCAGCUACUCUAACCAAGUGGCUGGUUCAUUUGGUUGACGCUGACUAUGGCCUUUAACCAUGAUGGUUUGUUUUGUGUUUUUUAUUUCACAAAAAGCCAAUAAAAUUGUUUAGCUAUAAAA
Molecule: messenger RNA, 4940 nt
Organism: Myotis daubentonii (Daubenton's bat)
Lineage: Eukaryota; Metazoa; Chordata; Mammalia; Chiroptera; Vespertilionidae
Gene: RHOBTB1
Product: Rho related BTB domain containing 1
Exons: 10
Coding region: 754-2853 (699 amino acids)
Biological process (GO): small GTPase-mediated signal transduction
Molecular function (GO): protein binding; GTP binding; GTPase activity
Source: RefSeq, a predicted model, not a curated record